This is a messenger RNA of Blastomyces dermatitidis ER-3, 5730 nucleotides long. RefSeq names its product ATPase. Gene Ontology annotation, biological process: transmembrane transport. Gene Ontology annotation, cellular component: membrane. The record is from RefSeq and is a predicted model, not a curated record. The coding region runs from base 549 to 5120 and encodes 1523 amino acids. Gene Ontology annotation, molecular function: ATP binding; ATP hydrolysis activity; ABC-type transporter activity. The transcript is spliced from 7 exons. Lineage: Eukaryota; Fungi; Ascomycota; Eurotiomycetes; Onygenales; Ajellomycetaceae.
UCGUUAUUGACAUCAUAGAACAUAUUUUUUCCCUCUUUUUCAACUUUUCUUUUUACUUUUUGCUUUGUUUAUUAUUGUUACAGUUUUGACAUGCACGGUUACACGUAACUAAAGCAUGCGCAGGAAUGUCAAGCCUUGGAACCUUGUAUCUAUCUGCGUGUUGCAAUAAUAAUAGUGACAUCACCAACAGCUCCAGCGUAUUCGGUUCAGCAUCACCACUGGUUUCAGCGUUAUUUGCGAAGGAAAUCAUGAUGAGUUCGAUCCAUGGUAACCAUAUAAAAGGGGGCAAUUCACACUCACCUGAUUUGGCCGUCGGAUUAUGGGCCUGUUCCUUACCUGUGCUAAAUUUGUUUUAUAUCGCCCCCGUUCUCAAGCUUUUAAGAGCCAUAUGUCGAAGAAAAUUUUGUAGGUAAAAGUCUACCAUUGCUUGACAACAUACACAUGUCGAUUCAACAUCUCACCCUUCCAAACUGCCUGAUUGUUCCGAUUGUUCGUCUUCCACCAGAUCCGGACUCCUGGCACACCCUACAAUCCCCCCUGCAAAACCUAUGCCGGAGGAAACGUCGAACUUCCCCGCCCAUGAAGCUCGGGAUGCCCAGAUUGCGGAAUACGAAGAAGACGUAAAUAAUGAAUCCAAUAGCGAUGAUUCAUCCACUCCCGAUGACGAAGAGAGCUCUAGGUUCCAACUCGUCAGGUCGUUAACCAGAGAUAGCCUGCCAGAGCUCUCAAGAAUAGCAUCCGUUUUCCCCCAUGAUGAACAGUAUCCCCUAACGGGUGACCUGGACAGAAGAGAUACUGUGACUGGCCUUCAGCUAGGGGAUGCUAUCCUAAACCCUUCCAAUCCACAAUUCGAUUUCUUCAAAUGGACUCGCAAGCUGAUGCGAUUGAUGGAGGAGGAGGGCAUAAAGAGACGCCGUACGGGACUUACAUUCAAAAAUCUCUGUGUUUACGGUUCUGGUUCUGCAUUACAGUUGCAGAGCACGGUUUCUACUCCGCUCAUGGCUCCUAUCCGGUUUCGCGAAACCUUCGGUAUCGGCCAGAAAACUCAGAAGCGAAUUCUUAAGGAUUUCAAUGGGACGCUCAGGGAAGGCGAAAUGCUUGUUGUCUUAGGUCGACCUGGGAGUGGGUGCAGUACGUUUUUGAAGUCUAUCUGCGGCGAAACGCACAACCUUAUUCUCGGAAAAGACACAGUGAUCCAUUAUAACGGUAUUCCCCAAAAGACCUUCGUUAAAGAAUUUCGAGGGGAGGCUGUCUAUAGUGCGGAAGACGAAAAUCAUUUCCCUCAUCUCACCGUUGGACAGACCUUGGAGUUUGCCGCUUCUUGUCGGACACCAGCUGCCAGAGUCAUGGGAAUGACUAGGAAGAGAUUUGCCCGUCAUAUAACGAAAGUUGUCAUGGCUAUAUUUGGCUUGAGCCACACAGUCAACACCAAGGUCGGCGAUGAUUAUGUGCGAGGUGUCAGCGGUGGUGAACGAAAGCGCGUUAGUAUUGCGGAGCUUGCAUUGUCUGGUGCGCCCCUGGCCUGCUGGGACAAUGCAACUAGAGGAUUGGAUGCUGCCACCGCCCUUGAGUUCACUCAAGCGUUGCGAGUCGGGGCUGAUGUUACGGGAGGGACACAUGCCGUUGCCAUUUAUCAAGCAAGUCAGGCCAUCUACGAUAUCUUCGACAAAGCCAUUGUUAUUUAUGAAGGACAUCAAAUAUACUUCGGACCUGCUAGGGCUGCGAAGAAAUACUUCGAAGACAUGGGAUGGUACUGCCCUCCGCGGCAAACAACUGGCGAUUUUCUCACGUCCGUGACGAACCCUAUCGAACGAAGAGUUCGGAAAGGGUUCGAGUCCAAAGUUCCCCGGACUGCGCAGGAGUUUGAAGCAUACUGGCGCCAAUCUCAGGCAUUCAAGGACAUGCAGGCUGAAAUAGCAGAAAGCGAGAAAGAACACCCCAUAGGUGGGCCAGCUUUGGGAGAAUUGCGUGAAGCGCAACAGCAGGCCCAAGCGAAGCACGUCCGCCCAAAGUCUCCAUAUACCAUUUCGAUGGCCAUGCAAGUGAAGCUGUGCACCAUCCGUGCCUACCAACGCCUAUGGAAUGACAAGGCAUCAACGAUAUCCAGAGUGGCUGCGCAGCUAAUAAUGUCUUUGAUUAUUGGAUCGCUAUAUUUCAAUACGCCACAAGUUACCAGCAGUUUCUUCUCAAAAGGCUCGGUCCUAUUCUUCGCUAUUUUACUAAAUGCCUUGCUUUCUAUAUCCGAAAUCAAUACGCUCUAUGCCCAACGGCCCAUCGUCUCUAAGCAUGUAUCCUUCGCCUUUUAUUACGCCUGGGUGGAAGCAUUCGCAGGAAUAGUCGCUGACAUCCCUAUAAAGUUCGUCAUAAGCACUGUCUUCAACAUUAUUAUCUACUUCCUCGGUGACCUGAGGAGGGAACCUGGAAAUUUCUUCAUUUUCUUCCUCUUCACGUUUAUCACUAUGUUGACUAUGUCUGUGAUUUUCCGAACGCUUGCCGCCGCAACAAAAACUAUUUCCCAGGCACUCGCGUUCGCGGGAGUAAUGGUGCUGGCAAUUGUCAUAUAUACCGGUUUCACUAUUCAGCGAUCCUAUAUGCACCCAUGGUUCGAAUGGAUCAGCUGGAUCAACCCAGUAGCAUAUGCAUUCGAAGCCAUCUUAGUAAAUGAAGUGCAUAAUCAACGUUACGCGUGCGCAGAUAUCGUUCCGCCCUACGGCCAGGGGGAUAAUUUUCAAUGCCCAAUUGCCGGUGCCGUACCGGGUGAAAGGUCUGUGUCCGGCGACGCAUGGGUUGAAUCACAAUAUGGUUAUAAGUAUUCGCAUCUUUGGAGAAACCUUGGUUUCAUCUGCGCCUUCCAGGGCUUCUUUUACGUGCUUUACCUUGUUGCGACACAGAUGAACACCAGCUCAGGCUCAUCGGCAGAUUACUUAGUAUUCCGACGCGGGAACGUUCCUAAAUACAUGUUAGAACAGCAGGACGAGGAAAAUGGCAAAGUAAUCCGUCCGGAUGACGUUGCUGUUGCUGCUCCUCAGAAUGGAGCCAACGGGGAAGAUACCACCAAGGUUCUCCCCCCCCAAACUGACAUUUUUACUUGGCGAAACGUCGUCUAUGACAUCACAAUUAAAGGGGAGCCGAGGAGGCUACUUGACCACGUCUCUGGAUGGGUCCGCCCGGGCACUCUCACGGCAUUGAUGGGCGUCUCUGGUGCAGGUAAAACGACACUACUUGACGCACUUGCACAGCGGAUUUCCAUGGGCGUUAUCACCGGGGAUAUGUUUGUUAAUGGAAGGCCACUCGACCGGUCCUUCCAGCGGAAAACAGGCUACUGCCAACAGCAGGAUCUUCACCUUGAGACGACCACAGUCCGUGAGGCGCUUCGCUUCUCUGCCAUGCUGAGACAGCCAAAGACUGUUUCAAAGGCUGAAAAAUACGAAUUUGUGGAGGAUGUGAUCAAGAUGCUGAACAUGGAAGACUUUGCUGAAGCAGUUGUCGGCAAUCCGGGCGAAGGUCUCAAUGUAGAGCAGCGAAAGCUUCUCACCAUCGGUGUUGAAUUAGCUGCAAAACCACAACUUCUACUUUUCCUUGAUGAACCUACUUCCGGCCUCGAUUCGCAGAGUUCAUGGGCCAUCAUUUCUUUCCUCCGAAAGCUCGCCAACAAUGGCCAAGCUGUGCUCUCUACGAUCCAUCAGCCGUCCGCAAUCUUGUUUCAGGAGUUUGAUAGACUACUGUUUCUGGCAAAUGGCGGCAAGACUGUCUACUUUGGGGACAUCGGGGAAAAUUCCGAGAUCAUGCUCAAAUACUUUACAGAUCACGGGGCUGAACCCUGUGGCCCUGAUGAGAACCCAGCAGAAUACAUGCUGAACAUUGUGGGAGCGGGGCCCAGCGGUAAAUCGACGCAGGACUGGCCAGAAGUGUGGAAAGCUAGUCCACAAGCGAGGGAAGUUCAAGAGGAGCUGGAUCGCAUACAUGCAGAGAGGACAAAGGAGGAACCUGCUUCUGAGCCAGAGGAGGAGCCCUCGAUAACAGAAUUUGCCAUGCCCAUGACAUCACAGAUAUACCAUGUUACUCUUCGAGUUUUUCAACAAUAUUGGAGGACGCCGACAUACGUCUGGGGAAAGUUUUUGCUGGGUUUUAUGUCUGCUGUCUUCAUAGGCUUCUCAUUCUAUGGACAAAACUCGUCUUCUUCGGGAUUUCAAAAUACGGUUUUCUCGAUUUUUAUGUUGAUGACCAUCUUUACUAGUCUUGUCCAACAGAUAAUGCCCCUAUUUGUUACCCAACGGUCUCUUUUCGAAGUCCGCGAAAGACCAUCGCGCGCAUACAGCUGGAAAGCCUUCCUACUCGCAAACAUCAUCGUGGAAAUCCCCUAUCAAAUACUCCUUGGAAUAAUCGUCUGGGCAUCCUUCUACUUCCCGGUUUUCGGCAAGAACCAAACGGCCGAGCAGCAAGGCAUAUUCAUCCUCUACUGCGUGCAAUUUUUCAUCUUCACAUCUACCUUCGCUCACAUGGUAAUCGCCGGUCUCCCUGAUGCAGAAACUGCAGGACACAUUGCCACAACCCUCUUCAGUUUAGCCCUUGUCUUCAACGGCGUCAUGCAGCCUCCCAGAGCCCUUCCAGGGUUUUGGAUCUUCAUGUGGCGCGUCUCCCCAUUAACCUACACCGUCGGCGGUAUGGCCGCCACAGGCCUCCAUGACCGCGAGGUGCAGUGCGCAGAUAACGAAUUCGCCAUCUUCGACCCGCCUAGCGGCGCCACAUGUGAGGAAUAUCUCGAACGAUACCUCGCCGCGGGCGCACCGGGUCGUUUGCUCAACCCCGGCGCCACGGAGGCAUGCAGAUACUGUCCCAUUCGGAGUGCGGACCAGUUCCUCGCGACGUCUGAGAUAUUUUGGUCAAACCGCUGGCGCAAUUUCGGGUUUGGGUGGGCGUAUAUUGGGUUUAAUGUGUUUGCGGCGGUGUUGUUGUAUUACAUGCUGCGAGUGAGGAGUUCGAAGGGGAAGACGAGCAAGUGGGCGAGUUUGAUGAAGCAUUAUUUGUGCCGUGCGGGGAGUUGGGUCAGGGCGUUGUUUACGAUGCGGUUUGAGAAGACACCGCAGGAGAAGAUUCAUUUGAAUCAGAAUCUUCUUUGAGAGGGGUGAGAAGAUUGGAGGAUAGAGAGGGACUUUUGCCAGUGGGUGGAGAGAGGAGGGGUAGCAUGUUUGGUUGAACAUAUUUGCACUUGGUUUUGGCUUUCUGUCAUAUGUUUAUUAACUAUGUCGCGCGCCUUUAUUACUUAAUAUCCACCGUUUAGUUAUUUUUACUUCCUGAAUAUAUGGCAUUUUGGUAUUGAAUUCAAAUGAUAUUUUGAGUUCUUAUUUCUUCUUCCCUUGCUCAUUUGACCCAAAUGUCACUAUAGGCUGCCGUAGAUUCGAAGGAAUUUCAACACCGGGAGGUUCUACCUGGAUGCUACCUAGUUGCAAGUUGCAAGCAACUGGUCAAGGAAUUUCACACAAAGUCACUGAAGAGGCCAAACCUUGCCAAGCUCAAAAGGUUCAAAGAGGAUGCACUGGAAAGAUACAACAAGACAGCUCAUAGAGCAACUGACAACCACUGGCCUCUGCCCAUGCCAAACCCCUGACAAAAAGGAUGUCUGUUUGAGGUACAAAUGAUCACUAAAUACAUGGUAAUUAUCUAAAAACUCUGUUAGGUAUCUACAUUUACAGUAGUAUCAGAUGAAGUAAAAUUGGCCGUAUAUCCUAA